Elephantulus edwardii (Cape elephant shrew) is the source of this 4194-nucleotide messenger RNA. RefSeq names its product lysine-specific demethylase 6A-like. Gene Ontology annotation, cellular component: MLL3/4 complex. Gene Ontology annotation, biological process: regulation of gene expression; heart development. The record is from RefSeq and is a predicted model, not a curated record. NCBI's taxonomy places the organism in Eukaryota, Metazoa, Chordata, Mammalia, Macroscelidea, Macroscelididae. Gene Ontology annotation, molecular function: chromatin DNA binding; RNA polymerase II cis-regulatory region sequence-specific DNA binding; protein binding.
UGCAUUUCCAUGAAAUCCUGCGGAGUGUCGUUUGCUGCUGCCGCCGUCGCUUUUGGUGAUGAGGAAAAGAAAAUGGCGGCGGGAAAAGCGAGCGGCGAGAGCGAAGAGAAAUCUCCCAGUCUGACAGCCGAAGAGAGGGAGGUGCUCGGCGGGCUAGAUAGCCGACUUUUCGGGUUCGUGAAUUUUCAUGAAGAUGGCGCCAGGACGAAGGCCCUUUUGGGCAAGGCUGUUCGCUGCUAUGAAUCUCAAAUCUUAAAAGCUGAAGGAAAAGUGGAGUCUGAUUUCUUUUGUCAAUUAGGUCACUUCAACCUUUUAUUGGAAGAUUAUCCAAAAGCAUUAUCUGCAUACCAGAGGUACUACAGUUCCCAAUCUGAUUACUGGAAGAAUGCUGCCUUUUUAUAUGGUCUUGGUUUGGUCUACUUCCAUUACAAUGCUUUUCAGUGGGCAAUUAAAGCAUUUCAAGAGGUGCUUUAUGUUGAUCCCAGCUUUUGUCGAGCCAAGGAAAUUCAUUUACGACUUGGGCUUAUCUUCAAAGUGAACACAGACUAUGAGUCUAGUUUAAAGCAUCUUCAGUUAGCUUUGGUUGAUUGUAAUUCCUGCACGUUGUCCAAUGCUGAAAUUCGAUUUCACAUAGCCCAUUUAUAUGAAACCCAGAGGAAGUACCAUUCUGCAAAGGAAGCUUAUGAAAAACUUUUGCAAACAGAAAAUCUUUCUGCACAUGUAAAAGCUACUAUCUUACAACAGUUAGGUUGGAUGCAUCAUACUGUGGAUCUCUUAGGAGAUAAAGCCACCAAGGAAAGUUAUGCUAUUCAGUAUCUCCAAAAGUCAUUGGAAGCAGAUCCUAAUUCUGGCCAGUCCUGGUAUUUCCUCGGAAGGUGCUAUUCAAGUAUUGGGAAAGUACAGGAUGCCUUUAUAUCUUAUAGGCAGUCUAUUGAUAAAUCAGAAGCAAGUGCAGAUACAUGGUGUUCAAUAGGUGUACUCUAUCAGCAGCAAAAUCAGCCUAUGGAUGCUUUACAGGCCUAUAUUUGUGCUGUACAAUUAGAUCAUGGUCAUGCUGCAGCCUGGAUGGACCUUGGCACUCUUUAUGAAUCCUGCAAUCAGCCUCAGGAUGCCAUUAAAUGCUACUUAAAUGCGACUAGAAGCAAAAAUUGUAAUAGUACCUCUACACUUGCAGCAAGGAUUAAAUAUUUACAGGCUCAGUUGUGUAACCUUCCACAAAGUAGUCUACAGAAUAAAACUAAAUUACUUCCUAGUAUUGAGGAGGCAUGGAGCCUACCAAUCCCCGCAGAGCUUACCUCCAGGCAGGGUGCCAUGAACACAGCACAGCAGAAUACUCCUGAUAAUUGGAGUAGUGGCCGUGCUGUGUCACAUCCUCCAUUACAGCAACAAGCUCAUUCAUGGUGUUUGACACCCCAGAAAUUACAGAACUUAUAAUGGUUCUGUUCAAGUAGAAAUAAUGUAAAUCCAGUCCAGAAACUGAUAGAAAAGCUGGAAAGUCAGUUUCUCUUAAUGCAGAAAUACCAAUUACAAAUAGGAGUUGCACAGGUACGAUCUACUGGAAUUCCUAAUGGGCCAGCAGAUGACCUAUCUCUGCCUACAAACUCUGUCUCUGGUCAGCAGCCACAGCUUGCUCUGACCAGAGUGCCUAGUGUCUCUCAACCUGGAGUCCGUCCUGCCUGCCCUCGACAACCUUUGGCAAAUGGACCCUUUUCUGCAGGCCAUAUUUCCUGUAGCACAUCUAGAACACUGGGAAUUACAGACAGUAUUUUGAUAGGCAAUAAUCACUUAAUGAGAAGUGGAAAUAAUGGAAAUGUGCCUUACCUGCAACUGAACUCUCUCACUCUACCUCAUAACCGCACAAACCUGACCAAUAACACAGAGGAGCCGUGGGAAAACCAGCUUUCUGUCUCCACUCAGGGGCUUCACAAAAGUCAGAGUUCACAUUUGGCAGGUCCUAAGGGUGAACGACCUCUCUCUUCCACUGGGCCCUCCCAGCAUCUCCAGGCAACUGGCUCUGGCAGUCAGAAUCUGAAUGGAUAUCCCACCUUGCCUAGCAAUUCAGUGACACAGGGGGCUUCUCUUGGUCACCUCUCCUCUCAUACUGCUACCUCAGGUGGACAAGGCAUUACCUUAACCAAAGAGAUCAAGCCUUCAGGAAAUACAUCUAUAGUGCCUGAAAUAAACAGGCACACUGGAGAGACACCUAACAGCGUUACCAGUGUCGAAGAACUUCCUAAUCAUGUCCAUCAGGUCAUGGCAGAUGCUGUUUCCAGUUCCAGUUGUGGAGCUUCUAAGUCACCAGGUUUACUAAGUUCAGACAAUCCUCAGCUUUCUGCCUUGUUGAUGGGAAAAGCCAAUAACAAUGUGGGUACUGGAGCCUGUGACAAAAUCAAUAACAUCCAUCCAGCUCUUCAUACAAAGACUGAUAAUUCUGUUGACUCUUCACCAUCCUCAGCUAUUUCUACAGCAACACCAUCUCCAAAGUCCACUGAGCAGACAACCACAAACAGUGUUACCAGCCUUAACAGCCCUCAUAGUGGGCUACACACCAUGAAUGGGGAAGGAAUGGAAGAAUCUCAGAGUCCCAUGAAAACAGAUCUCCUUCUGAUUAACCACAAAACUAGUCCUCAGAUCAUACCUUCAAUGUCUGUGUCCAUAUAUCCCAGUUCAGCAGAAGUUUUGAAAGCGUGCAGGAAUCUAGGUAAAAAUGGCUUGUCUAACAGCAUUUUGUUGGAUAAAUGUCCACCUCCAAGACCACCAUCUUCACCAUACCCUCCCUUGCCAAAGGACAAGUUGAAUCCACCUACACCUAGUAUUUAUUUGGAAAAUAAACGUGAUGCUUUCUUUCCUCCAUUACAUCAAUUUUGUACAAAUCCAAAUAACCCUGUUACAGUAAUACGUGGCCUUGCUGGCGCUCUUAAGUUAGACCUUGGCCUUUUUUCUACCAAAACCUUGGUAGAAGCUAACAAUGAACACAUGGUCGAAGUGAGGACACAGUUGUUGCAGCCUGCAGAUGAAAACUGGGAUCCUACUGGAAUGAAAAAAAUCUGGCAUUGUGAAAGUAAGAGAUCUCAUACUACAAUUGCUAAAUAUGCUCAAUACCAGGCUUCCUCGUUCCAGGAAUCACUGAGAGAAGAAAAUGAGAAAAGAAGUCACCAUAAAGACCACUCUGAUAGUGAAUCCACAUCUUCAGAUAAUUCUGGAAGGAGGAGGAAAGGACCUUUUAAAACCAUAAAGUUUGGGACCAACAUUGACCUGUCUGAUGACAAAAAGUGGAAGUUACAACUACAUGAGCUGACUAAACUUCCUGCUUUUGUGCGUGUCGUAUCAGCAGGAAAUCUUCUCAGCCAUGUUGGCCAUACCAUACUGGGCAUGAACACAGUUCAGCUGUAUAUGAAAGUUCCAGGAAGCAGAACUCCAGGUCAUCAAGAAAAUAAUAACUUCUGUUCAGUUAACAUAAACAUUGGUCCAGGUGACUGUGAAUGGUUUGUUGUUCCUGAAAGUUAUUGGGGUGUUCUAAAUGACUUCUGUGAAAAAAACAAUUUGAAUUUCCUAAUGGGUUCUUGGUGGCCCAACCUUGAAGAUCUUUAUGAAGCAAAUGUUCCAGUAUAUAGGUUUAUUCAGCGACCUGGAGAUUUGGUCUGGAUAAAUGCAGGCACUGUACAUUGGGUUCAGGCUAUUGGCUGGUGCAACAAUAUUGCUUGGAAUGUUGGUCCACUUACAGCCUGCCAGUAUAAAUUGGCAGUAGAACGAUACGAAUGGAACAAAUUACAAAGUGUGAAGUCAGUAGUACCCAUGGUUCAUCUUUCCUGGAAUAUGGCACGUAAUAUCAAGGUCUCAGAUCCAAAGCUUUUUGAAAUGAUUAAAUACUGUCUUCUGAGAACUCUGAAGCAAUGUCAGACUUUGAGAGAUGCUCUUAUUGCUGCAGGAAGAGAGAUUAUAUGGCAUGGGCGAACAAAAGAAGAACCAGCUCAUUAUUGUAGCAUUUGUGAGGUAGAAGUUUUUGAUCUGCUUUUUGUAACAAAUGAGAGCAAUUCUCAAAAAACUUACAUAGUACAUUGCCAAGAUUGUGCUCGAAAAACAAAUGGAAACCUGGAAAAUUUUGUGGUGCUAGAACAGUACAAAAUGGAGGACCUGAUGCAAGUCUAUGACCAGUUUACAUUAGCUCCUCCAUUACCAUCCUCUUCAUCUUGA